CUCACCGCGCCACGACCAGACGCUCGCUGCUCCAGGCACGCUGCGCAACUGCGACGCACAGCUCCAUCACGUCCACACGCCCGCACUCAGGCUCCCUUGGUUUUAAUGAAGGAGCGCUGCCGUUGAUCCACACAUCCUUGCAAGAAGAAAGAAGAAGAAGAAGAAAAGAGAGCCAACACAGCACACGGGACAACGGGAUCGAGGGGGUUUGGGAGCUGUGCGCAACCUGGACGAACGACCCCUACUUCCAGAAGCAGCCCUGCAGCAGAGCCCCUCUCCAUUCAAUGGGUCCGCGCCUGGUGCUGCUCUGCUCGAUGUUCGGAGUCCUGCUCGGCCAAGGAGCAGAGCACAUCUCGAUAGACGACUGCUGUAACGAUGGACAGAAGCGAGGCAGCGACAACGAGGACUGCGCAUCCCUCCCCCUCAUAUCUGCGUCGAACACGUGCAGGAUAGUGCAGGAGCAAUGCUGUGUGACGGUGCUCGAGGACAACAUGUGCACCACUGGCAUCAACGUGGCCAAAGAACAAGGAGCCUGUGACUCUUUAUUCACCAACACCUGCGAGACCAAGACCACAAAGAUGUGCUGUGACUGUUGUCUUCUGGGGAAGACGAACAAGGACAGGGGCUUGCCUUGUGAUCACAGCCUGUCCGUGGGCUUCCAGUGUGGCCUCGUUUCCCGGGCCUGCUGCGUGGAUGGAGCCCCAGAUAACCAGACGGAACCCACAAUACAAACUGAGUUACAAAACAAGGAUGCCGCCAAGGAAAAUGGAGACAACUCCGUGUUAACUGAUCAGUGCGACGGCAAAUGCGCUCACAAGUGUGUCGGCAAUGACACGUGUGCCUGUUUCAAAGGCUUCAAACUGAAGCCAGAUGGAAAGAGCUGUGACGAUAUCAACGAGUGUCUGCUGGGAGCCAGCAACUGUCGGGGAGGAGAGCGCUGCAUCAACACCGAGGGCUCAUUUCGUUGCCAGAGAGAGGUCAGCUGUGGAACUGGCUAUGAACUCACUGACAACAACAAUUGCAAAGAUAUUGACGAGUGCGAGACUGGCAUCCAUAACUGUGGCCCGGAGUUCGAGUGCCAAAACACCCAGGGGUCGUUCCGAUGUGCUCCCAAGGUCAAGUGUGGGGCUGGCUUCAUCCAGGAUGCCCUGGGCAACUGCAUUGAUAUCAAUGAAUGCGUCAGCCAGAGCAGCCCCUGCCACAGAGGGCAGCUCUGCAUCAACACGGCCGGCUCCUUCACCUGCCAGAGGAACUCUGUGAACUGUGGUCGAGGAUACCACCUGAACGAAGAGGGCACGCGCUGCGUCGAUAUCGACGAGUGCAAAGGCCCCGAGAAGGUCUGUGCAGGGCACGGCUGUGUCAACCUGGUGGGCUCCUACCGCUGCGAUUGUGAGAGUGGCUACAUCUUCAACAGCAUCAGCCGCACGUGCGAGGAUAUUAAUGAGUGCAGGCACUACCCCGGGCGCCUGUGUGCUCAUAAGUGUGAGAACAGUCUGGGAUCCUACAAGUGCAGCUGCACCACGGGGUUCAAGCUCGCCGGUGACGCCAGGAACUGUGACGACCUGAAUGAAUGUGAGAGCAACCCAUGCAGUCAAGAGUGUGCCAACGUGUACGGCUCCUACCAGUGCUACUGUCGCCGUGGAUACCAGCUCAGUGACAUCGACGGCAUGACAUGUGAAGAUAUAGAUGAGUGUGCCCUGCCCACUGGAGGUCACAUUUGCUCUUAUCGCUGUCACAACACGCCCGGCAGCUUCCACUGUUCCUGUCCCGUCACGGGCUACACCUUGGCGCUCAACGGGCGCAGCUGUCAGGAUGUUGACGAAUGCGUGGCGGGAACACACACGUGCGCAGAGAACCAGAGCUGCUUUAACAUACAGGGAGGAUUCAGAUGCCUCUCUUUCGAGUGUCCAAACAACUACAGGCGCGCUGGAGAAACUCGAUGCGAACGCUUGCUUUGCACUGAGUCUGUCGAGUGCCUGGCCAUGCCCCUGAGAAUAACCUACUACUACCUCACCUUCCCCACCAACAUUCCCGUCUUCACCAACAUCUUCCGCAUGGGCCCCUCCCACACCGUGCCCGGCGAUGACAUCCAGAUCGCAAUCACGGCCGGCAACGAGGACGGCUUCUUCAUGACGGAGCAGGUACCCACCGGUGGCGUAAUGUCCGUGGCGAAGCUCAUCAACGGGCCGCAGGACUUCGAUCUGUCCCUGGAGCUGAGGCUACGUCGCUACGGCACGACCAGCACUUACCUGGCCAAAGUGAUGGUGUUCGUCACCCAGGAGGAGCCCAGAGUAGCUUACAACCCCCUACUAGAAUAGACACGUCGCUAUGUACGGUCACAAGAGUCCCUGCGCUCUCAAAAAAGGACGUUUUCAUUUUAGAUGAAUUGUCCCUCGGAGAGGCACAAGUUUAUACUCGACGCAAAAAUGCACGCGACGUGAACAUGCGGCAUAUAUCGAUAGCAUAGCAUGGUGAUGCAGCCUAGGCUGUACUGUAACGUAGACAUGAUUGCAGGACAUACUGCACAGUAUGCCGUUGCGGUUAAAUAUAAAAGCUAAUCACAGUGAUCAGUAUUUGCAUUACAUAACUAGACAUCAUUUAUAUUUCUCUCAUCCAUCGAUUUAUGGCAUUAAAUAUGAUCCAACCCGAAAAGAAGUGGUGGGUAAAACUAUCUACGUAGAUAUAUGUAGAUAUAGAAAGUUUAAUCUCCACUAAUGUCCUGAUUAAGUCUAAAAGAUCCUUGUUUUAUUAUCUUUAAACACAAAAUUACGUAAAACCCCGGAUUUUGACCUUUUCAGCCGAUAUUAUAACUGACUGCUCCACGUUCGUGAAAGAAGAGCAGCAGACUAACUCAGCUUAGCAUAAAGACUCUAAACAUCUUGCUUGGCUCUGUCCACGUGAGACGAGCACCUCUGUAGCUCUCUGAAGAACCUGUUGCAUCUCGCUUGUUUAGUCUAUACGAAAAACCGGUGUCAGUGUGAAAACAACAUCUGUUGUGUUCUUUGGAUAUGCUUAUGGGGGGGGGGGGGGGGCGUUGUAUGUAGGACUGUUCCUUGGCUGGGCACAGGGACUUCCUGUAGUCCUUCAAACACAUUUUCAGACAAAGGGAGUCCGGGGCUGUUCCUUUUUUUUUCUGAACGUAGUAACGAAUAUGACUUCCUCCUCAAGAUGUCACAUCACGUUUUAAGAGUACAUGUAAAAACACACAAAAUCAGAAAAGAGCCUUUUUAAAAAAAAAAAAAAAAGUAUUGUAGCAUUUGACAUAAUCCACUUAUCAAACACUAUACUUAUUCAGUAGUAACAGUUAGGCCCAACUGAAUGUGUCUUCUUGGAGGUGAGGCGUCGUGACAGCCGCUAGGUGGCGCUCUAGGUCAGGGUAACUUUUACUGUAAAAAUGGUACCGACCCGGAUCUGCCUACGACUAAGUGUAAUUUGAUGAUGGUUGCAUGGUAAAAUAUGACGUUUGCAGUAUUUUAUGGUUUAUGUGCUGGAUGAACAGUUUUCUAUUAAAAUUUGAAAUUGAAAUAA
Scophthalmus maximus (turbot) is the source of this 3528-nucleotide messenger RNA. RefSeq names its product fibulin 1 (gene fbln1). Gene Ontology annotation, molecular function: calcium ion binding; peptidase activator activity. Gene Ontology annotation, biological process: extracellular matrix organization. Lineage: Eukaryota; Metazoa; Chordata; Actinopteri; Pleuronectiformes; Scophthalmidae. Gene Ontology annotation, cellular component: extracellular region. Bases 285 to 2318 code for a protein of 677 amino acids. The record is from RefSeq and is a predicted model, not a curated record. The transcript is spliced from 15 exons.